This is a messenger RNA of Prunus avium (sweet cherry), 904 nucleotides long. The record is from RefSeq and is a predicted model, not a curated record. Lineage: Eukaryota; Viridiplantae; Streptophyta; Magnoliopsida; Rosales; Rosaceae.
AUUUGCUUCCCAUUUGGCGCGGUCGUCAAUGGUUGUGGUGGCAAAGACCCAAAACCAGACUUUCACUUUUCGCGCCGUUGAAGCAAACAGUGCCUGCCUUUGAUAUGAUACGGAAAUUCGGGUUCGCUAGAGGCUGAGAAUUAAUAAUUAAUUACUAGAAGAAGCAAAGCACGAGAGCGAUUCACAGAAGGCAGAGUGUUGCAAUGCCAUUGCCAUGGGUGAAUCAAAAAGAAGACAGAGGAUGGUGGAGAGAGAACAUGCUCGAGGCCAUGGAUUUAUAUCAAUUUCAGACAGGUUUUGCCUUUCUUCUACUGGCUCAAGUUCUUGUUUCUGCAUGAACUCCAUGGAAAACGAAGAUGAGUUUGAAAGAAGUCCAUUGGUAACCGGUGAGAAAGAUCAGUUUCUGAGACUGAAGGAUGUUGUUGCUGGAAAACAGACAUUGGCGUUUCAAUUGAAGCCCAAGAUGGUGAUGUUAAGGGUCUCCAUGCACUGCAAUGGCUGUGCCAGAAAAGUUGAGAAACAUAUCUCAAAGAUUGAAGGAGUGACAUCGUACAAAGUAGACUUGGAAAGCAAGAUGGUGGUUGUGAUUGGAGAUGUUCUUCCUCGCGAAGUGCUCGAGAGUGUCUCGAAGGUUAAAAACGCAGAGAUUUGGAACUCCCCAUGCUGAUGGCCAUGAACAAUAUACAUAUAUAUAUAUAUAUAUAUAUAUAUAAAUAUAUAUAUGUGUCCAUUGUCAUAAUGUACACUAUAUAAUAUACCGCCUGCAUUUUUCAGGCUCGGGCCUCUCUCUAUUCUAUAUCAUAUAUGCAAGUUCUUGUCAAUGGCUUGUCAUCUUUGAUUGUAAGCUCACAUUGUAUAUUAUCAGUUUCAGAAGGGCUGUAGCCCCCACUUUGUCGUUCUACUA